AUGUGGCCUCAACUCCUUCUAGGAAUUUUGGCCCUAUCAUCUGUCCUGGCGGAAAAGCUCUUUCCAAACUAUGUCGUGACAUUGCCAGCCCAACUCAACUUUCCAUCUGCUCAGAAGGUUUGCUUGGAUCUGAGUCCUGGGUACAGUGAUGUAAAAUUCACAAUCACUCUGGAAACCAAGGACAAGACUCAGAAGUUACUAGAACACACUGGAUUGAAGAAAAGACAUUUACAUUGCAUCUCCUUUUUGGUGCCACCUCCUGCGGGUGGUACAGAAGAAGUGGCCACAAUCCGGGUGUCGGGAACAGGAAAGAAUGUCAACUUCGAAGAGAAGAAAAAGGUCCUCAUUCAGAGGCAAGGGAAUGGUGUCUUCAUACAAACUGACAAACCUGUCUAUAACCCAGGGCAGCUAGUGCACUUCCGAAUCGUCACCCUGAACAGCAACUUUGCUUCAGUGAAUGAGAAGUACUCCCUGGUAGAACUGCAGGAUCCAAACAGCAACAGGAUUGCACAGUGGUUGGAAGUGGUGCCCGAGCAAGGCAUUAUAGACCUCUCCUUCCAGCUGGCACCCGAGGCAUCGCUGGGCACCUAUACAGUGGUAGUGGCUGAAGGCAAGACCUUCGGCACCUUCAGUGUGGAAGAAUAUGUGCUACCCAGAUUUAAGGUGGAAUUGGUGGAGCCCAAGCAGUUAUCAACAGUGGAGGACUCUUUCUUGGUGAAAAUUUGUUGUCGGUACAUCUAUGGAAAGCCCGUACAAGGAGUGGUGCAGGUAUCAGCCUGUCAGAAGGCUUUUGAUUACUGGUCUCCAGAAGGAAAGUGGGAACCAUUGCCUAAUAAAUGCAGAAAGCUCUCUGGACAGACUGACAGAACAGGAUGCUUCUCAGCAUCUGUGGACAUGUCUACCUUCAACCUCACAAGUUACAUGUACAAUCACAACAUUGAUAUUGUGGCCUCUGUGGCAGAGGAAGGGACAGGAAUGGAGGCCAAUACCACUCAGAGUGUCUACAUUUCUUCACAAAUGGGAUCAAUGACCUUUGAAGAUACCAAUAACUUUUAUUACCCCAAUUUCCCCUUCAGUGGGAAGAUUAGAGUUAAAGGCCAUGAUGACUCCCUCCUCAAGAACCAUCCAGUGUUCCUGGUGAUUUAUAGCACAAAUGGAACCAUCAACCACACCCUAGUCACUGAUGACAGUGGACUGGCCUCCUUCAAGCUGGAGACAGUGAAUUGGAAUGGGACAGGCAUUUCUUUGGAAGGCAAGUUCCAAAUGGAGGAUUUGGUACAUAAUCCAGAACAAGUGCCUCGUUACUAUCAAAAUGCUUACCUGUACCUGCAACCUUUCUACAACACAACACGCAGUUUCCUUGGCAUCCACCAGCUAAAUGGAAUCUUGAAAUGUAGUCAGCCCCAGGAAGUGCUGAUGGAUUACUACAUUGACCCAGCUGAUGCGACCCCUGACCAGGACAUCGUCUUCACCUACUUUUUAAUGGGGAAAGGGAGUUUGGAGAUGGAAGGGCAGAAAUACCUGAACUUCAAGAAGCAAGGACGGAAAGGUUCCAUCUCUCUCUCACUGACCUUCACUUCCAGAGUAGCUCCUGACCCUUCCCUGUUGGUCUAUGCCAUCUUCCCCAACGGAGGUGUUAUAGCUGAUAAAAUUCAAUUCUCAGUGGAGAUGUGCUUUGACAAUCAGGUUUCCCUAGGCUUCUCGCCUUCCCAGCAGCUUCCAGGAGCAGAUGUAGAACUGCAACUGCAGGCAGCUCCUCAGUCCUUGUGUGCAGUCCGGGCCGUGGAUGAGAGUGUCCUACUUCUUAGACCAGAGAGGGAGCUGAGCAACAGUUCUGUCUAUGGGAUGUUCCCAUUCUGGUAUGGUCACUACCCGAAUCAGGUGGCUGAAUUUGAUGAGUGUCCUGUGUCUGGCCUGUGGGACCCUGUGCAGCCCCUCAUUGACCCCGUGCCAGAAGAACGUUGGAGCAAGCGUUCUACAAUAUGGAGACCUUGGUACUCUGAGGGCACAGACCUCUUCAGGUUUUUCCGGGAAAUGGGCUUGAAAGUGCUGUCUAAUGCCAAAAUCAAGAAGCCAGUUGAUUGCAGUCAAUGGUCUGGAGCCCGCAUACUUGGUGGUGGAGCAGGUAAUGUUGUCAGUCAGCCGAUGGCUUUUGAGUCAACAUCGUCAUCAUCAUCAUCACCUCUGUCAGAGGAGUCACAGGUCCGCCAGUACUUCCCAGAUACUUGGCUGUGGGAUUUGUUUCCUGUUGGUAACUCGGGGAAGGAGACAGUGCAUGUCACCAUUCCAGACACCAUCACCGAGUGGAAGGCGAUGACUUUCUGCACAUCUCAGUCCAGCGGUUUUGGUCUUUCACCCACGGUUGGACUAACGGCAUUCAAGCCAUUCUUCAUAGAUCUGACUCUUCCUUACUCUAUAAUUCGUGGAGAAUCCUUUCGUCUUACUGCCACCGUAUUUAAUUAUCUAAAGGACUGCAUCAGGGUUCAGACUCACCUGGCUCAAUCAGUCGCAUAUCAUAUGGAAUCACAGGCAGAUACUGGGGCCUCCAUCUGUCUCUGUGCUGAUGAAGCAAAAACCUAUCACUGGAAUGUCACAGCUGUCACACUGGGUCUUGUAAACUUUACUAUCAGUACUCAGAUUCUUGACAGCAAUGAACUCUGUGGGGACGAGAAAGGGUUUGUUCCAGCAAAGGGUCAGAGUGACACACUCAUUAAACCAGUUCUGGUGAAGCCUGAAGGAGUCCUGGUGGAGAAGACACACAGCUCCUUGCUGUGCCCCAAAGGGAAAGUAGCUUCAGAGUCCAUCUCCUUGGAGCUCCCAGUGGAUGUUGUUCCUGACUCAGCUAAGGCUACUAUUACUGCUACGGGAGACAUUAUGGGUACCGCCCUGCAGAACCUAGAUAACCUGGUGCAGAUGCCAGGUGGCUGUGGGGAGCAGAACAUGUUGAGGUUUGCGCCCAUUAUCUAUGUGCUGCAGUACCUGGAGAAGUCAGGGCAGCUGACUGAGGAAAUCAGAUCCCUGGCAGUGGGCUUCUUGGAGCAAGGUUACCAGCAGGAGCUGUUAUUCAAACACCGCAACGGCUCAUACAGUGCCUUUGGGGAGCAGGAUGAACAUGGAAACACAUGGCUGACAGCCUUUGUCACCAAAUGCUUUGUCCAAGCUCAGAAAUUCAUCUUCAUUGAUGACAAGACCAUCCAGGCUGCUCUUAAGUGGAUGGGGGGAAACCAGCUCCCCAGCGGCUGCUACACCAAUGUGGGAAAGCUUUUCCACACAGCCAUGAAGGGUGGAGUUGACGAUGAGGUUUCCUUGACUGCCUACAUCACCGCAGCUUUGCUGGAGAUGGGAAAGACCACUGAUGACCCUAUGGUGAGUCGGGGUUUGCAGUGCCUCAGGAGUUCAGUUUCCUCCACCACCAGUUUGUAUACGCAGGCCUUACUAGCCUACACUUUCUCUCUGACUGGGGACAUGGACAUCAGAAAUACUCUUCUUGAAAAGCUAGACCACAAGGCUGUUGUCUCAGGCCAGUCCAUUUACUGGAGUGAGAAACCUGCUAGGUCAUCGCAUGCCAGCCCUUGGUCUGAGCCCAAGGCUGUAGACGUGGAACUUACUGCAUAUGUUUUAUUGACCUGGCUUAGCAAAGCUGGAUUGACUCAAAAGGAGAUAGCCAAGGCCACCGGCAUAGUGUCUUGGUUGACCAAGCAACACAAUGCGUACGGGGGCUUCUCUUCCACUCAGGACACAGUAGUUGCUCUCCAAGCUCUUGCAAAGUAUGCCACCACUGCCUAUGUGUCUUCCAAUGGGGCCAGCCUAACUGUGAAGUCCACUGGGAAUUUCCAGCACACGUUCAGCAUCCAGGCUGCCAACAGCUUAGUGUUUCAUCAGAAGACUCUGCCCAAUGCCCCUGGAGUGUACACCUUGGAGGCCUCAGGCCAGGGCUGUGUCUAUGUGCAGGUGGUGCUGAGAUACAAUAUUCUCCCUCCGAAAAAUAUGGAGACCUUUAGUCUUAGUGUGGAAAUGGGAAACACUAAUUGUGAACAGCCUGUUUCCCCUCGAUCCUUGACUCUUAGCAUUCAUGCCAGCUAUGUGGGGAGUCGCAGUUCUUCCAAUAUGGCCAUUGUGGAAGUGAAGAUGCUUUCUGGCUUCAAUCCCAUAGAGGGCACCAAUCAGUUACUUCUCCAGCAACCACUGGUAAAGAAAGUUGAAUAUGGAACUGACACACUUAACAUUUACUUGGAAGAGCUCAGCAAGGAAACUCGGAACUAUACCUUCACCAUCAGCCAAAGUGUAUUGGUCACCAACUUGAAACCAGCAGCCAUCAAAGUCUAUGACUAUUACUUACCAGAUGAACAGGCAACAAUCCAAUAUUCUGAUCCAUGUGAAUGAGGAUAGAAGCUGGAAAAGAACUAAAUUAUUCUUCUAUGACAUUACUGGACAAUGUUCUUCUGCCCCUUAACGAGCAUAAUCAAUUUCAGUCAAAUCCUUUGCUUUCCCUAACUGAACAGGGAGUGGGCCUGAAUCUCAGUUACUUUCUACCCCCUGGCAGAUGUAUAGGUGUGGGAAUAAAGCCCUGGGGGAGACGGAGCAAGAAUAAUCACACAAAGGAAUUGCAAGGGGAAGAUCACUGUGGGAGGGGACGUGGCUUAGUCUGUGAUCCAGGGAAGAUAAGAAUGUCUUCCUAGAGGCUACAGCAAAAGAAAGAUGGAAUUUAGGGCUUUGGGGGGAUAGACUAA
This is a messenger RNA of Erinaceus europaeus (western European hedgehog), 4730 nucleotides long. It is a transcript of the gene A2ML1, whose product is annotated as alpha-2-macroglobulin like 1. The transcript is spliced from 36 exons. NCBI's taxonomy places the organism in Eukaryota, Metazoa, Chordata, Mammalia, Eulipotyphla, Erinaceidae. Gene Ontology annotation, cellular component: extracellular region. The record is from RefSeq and is a predicted model, not a curated record. Bases 1 to 4383 code for a protein of 1460 amino acids. Gene Ontology annotation, molecular function: endopeptidase inhibitor activity.